Messenger RNA from Capra hircus (goat), 3558 nucleotides. It is a transcript of the gene MAP7D1, whose product is annotated as MAP7 domain containing 1. The record is from RefSeq and is a predicted model, not a curated record. Gene Ontology annotation, cellular component: microtubule cytoskeleton. The transcript is spliced from 17 exons. Gene Ontology annotation, biological process: microtubule cytoskeleton organization. Bases 458 to 2974 code for a protein of 838 amino acids. Lineage: Eukaryota; Metazoa; Chordata; Mammalia; Artiodactyla; Bovidae.
GUAGCGUCCCCUCCGCCGCCACUGCAGGAGAGGCGUCCCAGGCUCCAGGCCCCGGGCCCCAGGGCGGGGGCGCGGCGGGCGGGGCAGGAGCGCGGUGCGGGCGCUGCAGGGGUGACCCUCCCCGCGUCGCACUUGGUACGCGCCAGCCGCGAGGCCAGGCCCAGCCCGGGCCGUACAAUAGGGUUGGGCAGUGGCCGCGACUGGGCCGGCGCCGGGCAGGCAGAAGGAUCGAGGCCGGAGCCGACAGACACUGGGCGGCCGGCUACUGCGAGCCCGCAGGCUACCAGCCGAGCCAGCCUCGACCUUCGCCAGAGCUCCCCUAGCCUUCGAGUCGUUGCCCGCCGGGCCGGGCCGGGCGUGAUGCGCCGCGGGACCCCUAUCCUGGCCGCUGGCCGCCGCCGCCGUCGCCGCUGAGACCCCCCCAAGACACCCCCGCACCCCCAGUGACGUCGCAGCCAUGGAGAGCGGCUCACGUUCGGAGCCGGGUACGGGCGCAGCCCCAGCUAUGGCAGCCAGGACCCCUCCAGAGCCAAGACCCUCCCCAGAAGGUGACCCCUCCCCACCGCCGCCACCACCACCGAUGUCAACCCUGGUGCCCGACACUCCCCCAGACACGCCUCCCGCCAUGAAGAACACCACUAGCCCCAAGCAGCUUCCGCUGGAACCAGAGAGCCCCCCGGAGCUAGUAGGGCCUAGGCCAGCCCUCCAGCAAGAAGAGUCCCCUUCCUCCGAAGUGAAGACCAGGGGACCCACCCCACCAGCCACGGGCCCACGGGAUGCCAGGCCUCCUCGAAGGAGCAGCCAGCCAUCCCCGCCAGCAGCACCCGCCUCCGACAGCCCUCCCACCAAGCAAGACGUAAAGAAGGCAGGAGAGAGACACAAGCUGGCAAAGGAACGGCGGGAAGAGCGGGCCAAGUACCUGGCGGCCAAGAAGGCGGUGUGGCUGGAGAAGGAGGAGAAGGCUAAGGCACUGCGGGAGAAGCAGCUCCAGGAGCGCCGGCGGCGGCUGGAGGAGCAGCGGCUCAAAGCCGAGCAGCGCCGGGCUGCCCUGGAGGAGCGACAGCGGCAGAAGCUGGAGAAAAACAAGGAGCGCUAUGAGGCAGCCAUCCAGCGGUCAGUGAAGAAGACGUGGGCUGAAAUCCGGCAGCAGCGCUGGUCCUGGGCAGGGGCCCUGCACCACAGCUCCCCAGGACGUAAGACCAGUGGGAGCAGGUGCUCCGUGUCGGCAGUAAACCUGCCCAAACACGUGGACUCUAUAAUCAACAAGCGGCUCUCAAAGUCCUCUGCCACGCUCUGGAACUCCCCCAGUAGAAAUCGCAGCCUGCAGCUCAGUCCGUGGGAGAGCAGCAUCGUGGACCGUCUGAUGACGCCCACCCUCUCCUUCCUGGCACGGAGUCGCAGUGCAGUCACACUGCCCCGAAACGGCCGGGACCAGGGUAGGGGCCGCGCCCCUGGGAGAGCCCCCUCGAGGGGCGGGGCAGGGGCCAGCCACGCCAGUGGACCGCGCCCCGACCGCAGUCAUCCCUCCGCAGCCGUGCCCCUGUGCCCGCGCUCAGCCUCCGCCAGCCCGCUGACGCCGUGCAGCGCCCCCCGAAGCGGGCACCGCUGCGCCCCCGCCUCGGAGCGCGGGGAUCGCCGCAAGGCCAGCGCCGGGGGCAGUCCCGCCCCGGCCCGCCUCCGGCCUGAGGCCUCACCGGUGCAGAAAAAGGAGAAGAAGGACAAGGAGCGGGAAAACGAGAAGGAGAAGAGUGCCCUGGCCCGGGAGCGCAGCCUCAAGAAGCGCCAGUCGCUGCCUGCUUCUCUGCGCCCGCGCCUCUCCACUGGCAACGCGGAGCUCAGUCCCAAAUCCAAGGCCCGGCCAUCCUCUCCCUCCACAACCUGGCACAGGCCUGCCUCCCCCUGCCUCAGCCCAGGGCCAGGUCAUGCUCUGCCCCCAAAACCACCAUCCCCCCGAGGCACCACUGCAUCACCCAAGGGGCGAGUCCGGAGGAAGGACGACGCAAAGGAGAGCCCCAGUGUGGUGGGGCCUGAGGACAAGACCCAGAGCAAGGGCAAGGCCAGUGACGAGAGGGAGCCUGCAGCCCCAGCCUCACCGGCUCCCUCACCUGUGCCCUCACCCACCCCAGCCCAGCCCCAGAAAGAGCAGCCCACAGAGAUCCCUGCAGAGACAGCUGUCCUGACCUCACCCCCAGCCCCUGCUCCCCCGGUGACUCCUAGCAAACCCAUGGCUGGUACCACGGACCGAGAAGAGGCCACUCGGCUCCUGGCUGAGAAGCGGCGCCAGGCCCGGGAGCAGCGGGAGCGCGAGGAACAGGAGCGGAGGCUGCAGGCCGAAAGGGACAAGCGAAUGCGAGAGGAGCAGCUGGCUCGGGAGGCCGAGGCCCGGGCGGAGCGGGAGGCGGAGGCCCGAAGACGGGAGGAGCAGGAGGCUCGGGAGAAGGCGCAGGCCGAGCAGGAGGAGCAGGAGCGGCUGCAGAAGCAGAAAGAGGAGGCCGAAGCUCGGUCCCGAGAAGAAGCGGAGCGGCAGCGUCUGGAGAGGGAAAAGCACUUCCAGCGGGAGGAGCAGGAGCGGCAAGAGCGCAGAAAGCGCCUGGAGGAGAUCAUGAAGAGGACUCGGAAGUCAGAAGCUGCUGAAACCAAGCAGAAGCAGGACAGAAAGGAGGCGACGGCCAACAAUUCCAGCCCAGGGAUAGACCCUGCGAAAGCUGUGGCGGCUCGGCCCGCUGGGCUGCAGAAGGAGGAGCUGCCCCCCCAGGAGCCUCAGUGGAGCCUGCCAAACAAGGAGUCGUCGGGGUCACUGGUGAAUGGGCUGCAGCCUCUGCCAGCGCACCAGGAGAACGGCUUCUCCCCUAAGGGACCCUCUGGGGACAAGAGUCUGGGCCGGACGCCAGAGGCUCUCCUGCCCUUUGCAGAGGCAGAAGCCUUCCUCAAGAAAGCUGUGGUGCAGCCCCCGCAGGUCACAGAAGUCCUUUAAGGGGCUGCCUCGGAUCCAGGCACAGCUAUGAGGGCUCCUCUGCAUCAUCUACCAGGGUGUCUGGAAGAGAAGAAGACAGAACAAAGCCGGAAGUGGCCUGGGCCCCUGCGGGUUGGGUCCUGUCUGUUAUUUUUAAUCUGCACCUUAUAGACUGAUGUCUCUUUGGCUGGAGCCAGACCCUGCCCCUCAGUGCAUUCGUGUGCUCACACGCGCGGACACCCCCCAUACACACACAUACACUCACAGCCUCUCUGGCUUCCUCCCAUGGGGAAGAGCCACCUGUAGUAUUUGCCUUGGUUUGGUGGGGUACAGUGGAUGUGAAUACUGUAAAUAGCUUGUGCUCAGACCCCUCGGCAUGGAGGGGGUGGGUGCAGGAGGCAGACCCUCCCAAGACUCCCUGGGGAGAGCUUCCUCCCUCUAUUUAACUGUAACUGAGGGGGAACCCAGGUCUGGGGAUGGGGGGCACCUUGGGCCACAGGAUAUUGGUUGCUUUAGGGGUACCCGUGCCCCCUGCCCUCGCCUGGAAUCAGUGUUACUGCAUCUGAUCAAAUUUCUCCAGAAAUAAAGUGAGAAUAAUUCUGCCA